GUUGCUUCAUCGAUUGUACAGCGGGUACAUUGGGGCGAGUCCUGAUCAGAGGGUUUAAAGGACGACGCGCGAGGACUCCUCUCAGACCGCGCGCGCACCCCACCAAAGAACACACAGCAUGGCCGCUGUGCUAUGAGACAUCUGGAGCCAUGGCGUCGGGGCAACGCAUAAACGCCCUCUUUUCGCUGCUCGGCUUGUUGUUGUUAUUGUUGUCGGCCCGGAGCAGCGGCAAACCGCUGGACGAAUGUCCCGGCGACGGAUCCUGCCAGUCCCGGAGACCCCCCGUGGUUCUCAUUCCGGGGGAUCUGGGCAACCAAAUGGAGGCGAAGCUGGACAAACCCAGCGUGGUCCAUUACCUCUGCUACAAGAAGACUGACUCUUUCUUCACGCUGUGGCUCAACAUGGAGCUGCUGAUCCCCGUGGCCAUAGACUGCUGGGUGGACAACAUCAGGCUGAUCUACAACAGGACCACACACAGCAGCUCGUCCCCGCCGGGCGUGGACAUCCGUGUCCCGGGGUUCGGACAGACUUAUUCGUUGGAGUAUCUGGACCCCAGCAAACGCAGCGUGGGCAUGUAUUUCUUCCCUCUGGUGCAGGCGAUGGUCGAUUGGGGCUACACGAGAGACGAUGAUGUCAGAGGAGCUCCCUACGACUGGAGGAAAGCCCCCAAUGAGAACAAGGAGUUCUUCCUGGAGCUGCAGAAGAUGGUCGAAGAUAUGGCCGAGAAGACCGGCGGGCCCGUGGUGAUCAUCGCUCACAGCAUGGGCAACAUGUACACCCUGUACUUCCUCAACCACCAGCCGCAGGCCUGGAAGGACCGCUACAUCAAAUCCUACAUCUCCCUGGGGGCGCCGUGGGCGGGCGUGGCCAAGACCCUCCGCGUGAUCAUCUCUGGUGACAAUAACCGCAUCCCGGUGAUCAGCUCGCUGAAGAUUCGCUCCCAGCAGCGUACAGCUAGCUCCACCUCCUGGCUGUUUCCUAAUCCCAAAUACUGGCCCAACGAUCAGGUGUUUGUGCAGACGCCCACCGCCAACUACACCGUGCUGGACUACGAGCGCCUCUACUCCGACAUAGGCUUCCAGGAGGGCUGGAUGAUGCGGCAGGACACGGUGUCGCUGGUGGCCGACCUCACGCCGCCCGGCGUGGCCGUCCACUGCAUGUACGGCAGCGGCGUGGCCACCUCGGAGGCCUUCCGGUACUCGGACAAGUUCCCCGACGACGAGCCCACGGUGGUGCUGGGUGACGGCGACGGCACGGUGAACCUGAGGAGCGCCAUGCAGUGCGGCCGCUGGGCGGGGCAGCAGAAGCAGCCCGUGAUGCUGAUGGAGCUGCCCGGCAACGAGCACGUGGACAUGCUGCUGAACUACACGACCGUGGUGUACAUCAAGAGCGUGCUGUUCUCCCCGUGACCCACACCAAGAUACUUAAGCACACACACACACACCUUCCCCCCUGCCUUUUUAACACCGAUUGCCAAAAUGUUGCCACAUUCCUUGGGAAAAAGAAUUGACAGAUUUGUCAAAGUAAAUUCAUUUUAAGGACAUUUUUAUAUUUGUAAUUAUACAAAUGAUGUUUACUGUCAGGCAAGCCUGCACACAAAUACUUUUAUAUCGGUCUCAGCUUUUGAACAACCCGUGAAUGUAUCUACUUAAUCCACGACAUGAUGAUACAGGACGUGUGUGUGUUUGUACACGAGUCCAAAAAACAAACAGGGAUAUACUGUGUGUGCCACUUUCCUGAGUUAUUAAUCAAAGUCAGAGCUUUUUUUUUAUUAAUGUGAAAUGGUUUUUGACUAAACAGUACAGCGCAUGCAACAGGUCACAUGGUUCAGAAUACUAUUUUAUUUCUAGUGAAAUUAUCCUUUUUAUUUUCAUUGUCUUAUGUCACGUCCCUGAUAAUCUGAGGGUUUUGUUUUAAUCGUGUUCCGCUUUUUAACAAGUGUUGUGUGUUUCAGAACCAAACCUGAGAUAUGGAAGUUGAUUUUAGUCGCGUUGAAAUCACGCAAAUUGAAUUUAGGUUAAAGCCCUAUGUUUACUUUUGUACUUUGUUUUGGAAUCCAAACUAAAUCAUUUUAAAUUUGAAUGAGCGCCCAUGUGUGAAUUGAUUAGCCGAUGUAUGAGACAUAAAAUCGGCUUGCAAGAGUAUGGUCAACUUUGGCUGUAGCUUCAUUUGUAAGCAAUGUUAAAUUAUUAUUUAAAAAGCCAGAAACGGGGGCCCUGGAGCAUUUUCAGACACAAAUAAGGGGAAGUUUUGUUUUAAGGUUAACUUUUUUUCUUUUUUUUACUGGAGUAUAACGGUUUGAACUCGACUCCUUGUCUUUGUAAACAUGUCGUCAGAUGUCUGCCCUGGGUGAUCGUACCGCUCCAUCCAGCCCUCACGGGGCCAGACAAAGACCUCAUAUCUGUGAACUAUCAUAAGUGUCAUAAACAUGUGCGGCCUUCUAGUAAAAGUAUUUUAAAUGUGA
Molecule: messenger RNA, 2464 nt
Organism: Pseudoliparis swirei
Lineage: Eukaryota; Metazoa; Chordata; Actinopteri; Perciformes; Liparidae
Gene: pla2g15
Product: phospholipase A2, group XV
Exons: 7
Coding region: 150-1409 (419 amino acids)
Biological process (GO): ceramide metabolic process; phosphatidylcholine metabolic process
Cellular component (GO): lysosome
Source: RefSeq, a predicted model, not a curated record